This is a messenger RNA of Peromyscus maniculatus bairdii (prairie deer mouse), 2074 nucleotides long. RefSeq names its product serine protease inhibitor A3G-like. NCBI's taxonomy places the organism in Eukaryota, Metazoa, Chordata, Mammalia, Rodentia, Cricetidae. Gene Ontology annotation, molecular function: serine-type endopeptidase inhibitor activity. The record is from RefSeq and is a predicted model, not a curated record.
GUUUGCUUGGGGAAAACAACACACCGGGCAGGCAGCCACCCGAACAUCAGAACUCAGCUAUCACAGACAGCGGGCUUCAGCUCUGCAGGAGAACAGAGUAAUGGCUGAGAUCUCCCCUGAUGUCCUCUGCCAACAAGAUGGCACAUUGGGAAGGGACAUUGCUGUCCAGGAAAACCAAAACAACAGGACACCAGUGGACAAUCUAGCACUGACCUCCACCAACACUGACUUCGCCUUCAGCCUCUACAAGGAGCUGGCUUUGAAGAAUCCAGAUAAAAAUAUCAUCUUCUCUCCAUUCAGCAUCUCAACAGCCUUGGCCGUCUUGUCACUGGGAGCAAGGAGCAAAACCCUGCAAGAAAUUCUGGAAGGUCUCAAGUUCAAUAUCACAGAGACCCCUGAGGCAGACAUCCACCGGGGCUUUGGGCAUCUCCUCCACAUGCUCAGCCAUCCAGGUGACCAGGUGCAGAUCAGAACAGGUAGUGCCAUGUUUAUUGAAAAGCACCUGCAGAUCCUGGCAGAGUUCAAGGAGGAGGCAAGAGUGCUGUACCAGGCUGAGAUCUCCACAGCUGACUUCCAGCAGCCUCAUGAGGCCAAAAAGCUCAUUAAUGACUAUGUGAGCAAACAGACCCAGGGGAAGAUCAGUGAACUGAUCUCAGCACUGGAUAAUCAGACAUUAAUGGUGCUGGUGAAUUACAUCUACUUUAAAGGGAAAUGGAAGACACCUUUUGAGCCUCAUUUCACACGUGAGUCCGACUUCUACUUGGACAAGAAGAGGACUGUGAAGGUGCCCAUGAUGCACCAUAUGUUUCUGACCACACCCUACUUCCGAGAUGAGGAUCUGUCCUGCUCUGUGGUGGAGCUGAAGUACACAGGCAAUGCCAGUGCCCUGUUCAUCCUCCCUGAUGAGGGCAGGAUGCAGCAGGUGGAAGCCAGCUUGCAACCAGAGACCCUGAAGAAGUGGAAGGACUCUCUGAGGUCCAGGAAGAUUGAUGAUCUCUACAUGCCCAAGUUCUCCAUCUCCAGUGACUACAGCCUGGAGAACAUCCUUCCACAGCUGGGCAUCAAGGAAGUCUUCUCCAAGCAGGCUGAUCUGUCUAGGAUCACAGGGGCCAAGGACUUGAGUGUCUCUCAGGUGGUCCACAAGGCUGUGUUGGACGUGGCUGAGACAGGCACAGAAGCAGCUGCCGCCACAGGAUGCUGUCCUGUGGGAUCGGCUCUAAUUUUACAGCCUCUGAAAAUAUAUUUCAACAGGCCAUUCCUGGUGAUGAUCUCUGACACAAAUACUCAGACCCCACUCUUUAUGGCCAAAGUCACAAACCCCAAGGAAAACUAGAACUUCACAAGUGGUGAGGCUUCUUCCUAGAAGACAGGGGUUGAGCUUGUAUGUGGAUCUCUAUGUGCAUUUUGGCUUCCAAGCUAUGAUUGGCUGUGGCAUGCCUGGAUUGGACAGUGACAGUGACUAACUGUAUGACUCCCACAUACACAGAGACUGGGUACAUUCAGUGUCAGGCUCCCAGUACUCUUGGCAGCACUAGUUCAUGUUCCUGAGCUUGAACUCUGUCUUUGUAGCCCUGCCUGCUGCCUCUCCUGUAUCUGCUUCUACCCAAAUCCUGGGCCCUGGCAGGUAGGCUCAGUCACUAUCUAAGCUCUGGUUAUGUCUGCCUUCAUCAAAAGCAAGCUUGAUUGAACUAUGCAACUUUAUAGGUCAAUCAUGUAGAGCUCAGUCCCAAGACUGAGAUGGGAACUUGUCACCCUGAGUCUAUUUCCAGCAUUUGGGACCACUAUGUACCUAGUUCCUGCCUCAAACUUUCCCUCCUUCAGGCUCUGCCACCACACUGUCCCUGCAGGGGCUUCUGACCCUGCUCAUAUCUGGCACAUUGUUGGUUCCCAAAAUCCUGCAGCUUGCGGAAUCGGUUGGUCAGACCAGCUCCUUUCCCAUAGUACACCUACUUAGGGUAGAGGACCCUUUUUUUAGGUGCCCCACUGACCAACCUCACACUACAGAUGGACACCUCCACCUUCCUUGACGAAAAUGUAGGGCUUUGAGCAAAUGAUCAAUAAACGUAUAACUGCA